This is a messenger RNA of Solanum stenotomum, 798 nucleotides long. RefSeq names its product AT-hook motif nuclear-localized protein 10-like. The transcript is spliced from 6 exons. Gene Ontology annotation, molecular function: minor groove of adenine-thymine-rich DNA binding. The record is from RefSeq and is a predicted model, not a curated record. Lineage: Eukaryota; Viridiplantae; Streptophyta; Magnoliopsida; Solanales; Solanaceae. The coding region runs from base 1 to 798 and encodes 265 amino acids.
AUGGUUGCAUCCCUACCCCAUACCCACCAACAAGAGCAAACCAACUCCUACUUGUUUCCUGCAAAAAUCAUUUUCCAUCAACCCCAACAACAGAAGAAGAGAGGCCCACCAAGGAAGUCUUUUGCUCAUGGAUUGCGCCUCUCUCCCACUAAAUUUUUUGAAUCUCGUGGAGCUUCUGCUUCAGAAAAUCUCUAUAAGAAGUCUCGUGGGAGGCCCCAAGGAUUUGGAGAGAAAAACCGACCACAAAAUUUAGUGAAUUUUGAAGAUUCUAGUGAUGGUGGUGAUUUUACUGGUAUUUCUUCUUCCAAGAUUCAAGGUAAGAAGCCCUUUGGGAGGUCGUUGUGCUCUGGAAACAAGCAGAAGGAAGAAGCUCUAGAUGCAGUUGAAGCUAGAUGGACGCGACACUUAAUCUCGGUGCAUAGUGGGCAGGAUGUUGUAGGUAAGCUAAUAACCUUCUUACAACAAGGACCACGACCACGGGCACUUUCUAUUAUAUCUGCAACUGGAGUCAUAUGUAAUGUGAAGCUACGGGAGUCUGUAAUUGGUGGUGGAACUGUGACUUAUGAGGGUCAAUAUGACAUCAUCUCAUUAUCAGGCUCAAUGCUGCUGCUAGACAAUAAUGAUAGCUUUGGAAUAACAGGUGGUCUAAGUGUGUUACUGUCUAGGCCCGAUGGAAGUAAUAUUUGUGGCAUUGUAGCAGAAAUGCUCAAGGCUUCCUCUCGGGUAGAGCUGGUUGUGGGUAGCUAUAUUCCGGUAAAGGAAAAGUGUAUUCCUGAAGAACCAUCUUCAACUUGCUGA